Messenger RNA from Arabidopsis thaliana (thale cress), 1378 nucleotides. Its product is annotated as NAD(P)-binding Rossmann-fold superfamily protein. The coding region runs from base 231 to 1214 and encodes 327 amino acids. The record is from RefSeq and is marked reviewed. The transcript is spliced from 6 exons. Lineage: Eukaryota; Viridiplantae; Streptophyta; Magnoliopsida; Brassicales; Brassicaceae.
UUUUGUUCUGAUACCAAAAGGUUUAAAUGGUUUCGAGAUUCAACCAACUUUGAAGAGUUGUUAAUGCAGUUGCAGAAGCAUGUUAACCGAAAAUCAUUCCAAACCGGAGAAUAUCAACUCGAACCAGAAUACCAAACCGGAAAUUCCAACAGUGAUCGUGCUAUGUUUAAGUUAAAAUUUAAAUUAAGCAAACACCGGAGAGUGAUUGGAUCGGGGAAUUUGGGAAAAGUAUGGAGAAGAAGACGAAAGUGCUAAUUGUGGGAGGUACUGGAUACUUGGGUCAGCAUCUUCUUCAAGCUUUCGCCGGCAACUAUGGCGGUGAAUGUGAGCUAUACGACGUCGCUUUCACUCACCAUUCUUCUCCACUUCCCGCUCGUUUGCUCGACGCUUUCCCUCAUUCCCCCGCGUUUCCUGUCGAUCUUAAAUCCGGUCUAGGGCUCAAUUCCAUAUCCCAGGACUUUCGUCAGCCUGAUGUGGUCGUGAAUUGUGCUGCUCUGUCUGUCCCACGAGCUUGCGAGCAAGAUCCAGAUUCCGCCAUGUCCAUCAACGUACCUACUUCUCUUGUAAACUGGUUAUCAAGUUUUGAGACUAACAAAACCUUGUUGAUUCAUCUCUCUACUGAUCAAGUUUAUCAAGGUGUCAAGUCUUUCUACAAGGAAGAAGAUGAGACUGUUGCAGUCAACGUUUAUGGGAAAUCAAAAGUUGCAGCAGAGCUUCUCAUCAAGGAUAAGUGUCAAAGCUUUGCAAUAUUGAGAAGUAGUAUCAUCUUUGGUCCUCAAACUGUAUCACCUCUCCCCAAGACUCUCCCAAUUCAGUGGAUUGAUAGCUCCUUAAAGAAAGGGGACACGGUAGACUUCUUCCAUGACGAGUUUCGUUGCCCCAUUUACGUUAAGGAUCUUGUGAAUAUCACUUUCAAAUUAAUAGACAGAUGGGUCUCUGAUGAUAAACAGAUGCGGCUAGUUCUGAAUGCUGGUGGACCCGAGAGGCUAUCUCGUGUUCAAAUGGCUCAAAUGGUUGCAGAAGUCAGAGGAUACGACCUGUCCUUGAUUAAACAUGUGUCUGCAUCAUCGAUUGAUCGUGGCGUAGUGUCACCAGCAGAUAUAUCUAUGGACAUAACUAAACUGAUUCAUACACUUGAGCUCUCUCCAACUUCUUUCAAGGAAGGUGUUAGGUUAACGCUUGACUCUGAAUCUCAUUCUCAUAUGCUCCCAUGAUAGUAUUCCCUUAUGUGCUCUUCUUUACCACUCUGCUUCUUUCUAUGGAGAAAAAUCUCGGUUUGAGAAAACCAAUGUAAAACGGUUGAUAUGGUUUCGGAAUUAAGGUUUGGUUUUCAAUCAAUAAUUGUGGGAUUGAAACGGCACACAGUUUGAGUAAGCAA